This is a messenger RNA of Sphenostylis stenocarpa, 1041 nucleotides long. The record is from the annotation of a GenBank genome assembly. NCBI's taxonomy places the organism in Eukaryota, Viridiplantae, Streptophyta, Magnoliopsida, Fabales, Fabaceae.
AUGGACGUGAUAAAGACGCAGCAAAUAUCAUCUCGACCAAUCGAGAAGGUCGUGGUUCAUCCGCUCGUGCUUCUUAGUAUCGUCGACAACUACAACAGAGUGGCCAAGGACACGCGUAAGCGCGUUGUCGGCGUUUUGCUCGGUUCCACUUUCAAAGGCACCGUCGACGUUACCAACAGCUACGCCGGUUUGGAUCUGUCUUUCUCUUUUGUCCAUUGCCGCAUUCCUUUACUCAAUCGUUAUUGGAGUUGUUGCGAGGAUUUAUGCCCUAAUUUUAUCGCGGUAAUAGAUAAUUGUUUGCCGUUUGAAGAAGAUGACAAGGAUCCCAGCAUCUGGUUUCUUGAUCACAAUUACCAUGAAUCAAUGUUUUCCAUGUUUAAAAGAAUAAAUGCAAAGGAGCAUGUUGUGGGGUGGUACAGCACUGGUCCAAAGCUGCGUGAAAAUGACCUUGACAUUCAUGGCUUAUUUAAUGACUAUGUUCCUAAUCCUGUUCUGGUUAUUAUUGAUGUUGAACCCAAGGAAUUGGGAAUCCCAACAAAAGCAUAUUAUGCCGUGGAAGAAGUCAAAGAGAAUGCCACCCAAAAAAGUCAAAAGGUUUUUGUUCAUGUGCCAUCAGAGAUUGCAGCUCAUGAAGUUGAAGAAAUAGGAGUGGAACAUUUGCUUAGAGAUGUGAAGGAUACAACCAUUAGCACCCUUGCAACAGAGGUAAGUGCAAAACUUACAGCCUUGAAGGGUUUGGAUGCAAGACUUAAAGAGAUAAGGAGUUACCUUGACCUUGUUAUUGAUGGAAAGCUUCCAUUAAACCAUGAAAUCCUGUACCAUCUGCAGGACGUGUUUAACCUGCUACCCAAUCUUAAUGUUGCUGAUCUUAUCAAGGCGUUUGCAGUUAAAACAAAUGAUAUGAUGCUGGUCAUAUACUUGUCGUCUCUCAUUAGAAGUGUAAUUGCACUCCACAACUUGAUUAACAACAAGAUGCUCAACAAAGAGCAUGAACGAGCAGAAGACUCGAAAACGGUUGCAGUGCCGAGUGCAGCUGCAUAA